GUGCGCGCACCCUCUCCGGAAUCUGUCUUCCCGCAGAGCGGACGGCUCCCCGCUCGGUCCUACUCCGCCGCUAACAAACGCGUAAAAAAAGCCACGCUUCUGCGCGGCUGUCGGUACCACCGCUGCGGAGGGAGGAGGCCCGUACGCUACACCGGAGUCCGAGCUCCAGUCUUGGACGCAGCGCUGCGGUUUCUCGGGUUUGGCCAUGGCGCAGCGGAGGAGGCGUAGAUGAAGGACGCGUUGCGCAUCGGCUAAAAAAGCUGGAGGAACUUUUCCACUGUUAUAAUUCCUCUGAAAACAGAUGUGAGACUCCUUUUUAAAAAACGGGAAAAAUCCUAGUUGGAGCGGGGAAGCAGAAAAAACCAACAAGGCCCCCACUGGAGGUCCCUGAGCCUCCCUUUGGGCACCGCCGGACCGAGGGGGGCGGUGUAAACAGUGCCAGGAGAGGCGGGAGGAGCAGCAACAAGGAGCCAUGGUGGACGCGGCGGAGUGCGGGGUGAGAGUGAUGUGCCGCUUCCGGCCCCUGAACGAGGCCGAAAUCACCCGAGGAGACAAAUACAUCCCCAAAUUCAAGGAGGACGACACCGUGGUGAUAACGGGCAAACCGUACGUGUUCGACCGCGUGCUGCCUCCCAACACGGCACAGGAGCAAGUGUACGACCAGUGUGCCAAACAGAUAGUUAAAGAUGUGCUCGGCGGUUACAACGGGACCAUCUUCGCCUACGGACAGACGUCCUCUGGGAAGACGCACACCAUGGAGGGCAAACUGCACGACCCCCAGCUGAUGGGAAUCAUCCCUCGCAUCGCCCACGACAUCUUUGACCACAUCUACUCCAUGGAUGAGAACCUCGAGUUUCACAUCAAGGUCUCUUAUUUUGAAAUCUACUUGGACAAGAUCAGAGACCUUCUUGACGUGUCGAAGACGAACCUCGCCGUCCACGAAGACAAAAACAGAGUGCCCUAUGUCAAGGGCUGUACUGAGCGUUUUGUGUCCAGUCCGGAGGAGGUGAUGGAUGUCAUCGAUGAGGGCAAAGCCAAUCGGCACGUGGCAGUGACUAACAUGAACGAGCACAGCUCCCGCAGCCACAGCAUAUUCCUCAUCAACAUCAAGCAGGAAAACAUCGAGACGGAGAAGAAGCUGUCGGGGAAGCUCUAUCUGGUCGACCUGGCCGGGAGCGAGAAGGUGAGCAAGACGGGAGCUGAGGGCGCGGUGCUAGAUGAGGCGAAGAACAUCAACAAAUCUCUCUCUGCGCUGGGAAAUGUCAUCUCAGCUCUGGCUGAAGGCACCAAAACCCACGUGCCGUACCGAGACAGUAAGAUGACUCGGAUCCUGCAGGACUCUUUGGGAGGGAACUGCCGCACCACCAUCAUCAUCUGCUGCUCGCCGUCCGUCUACAACGAGGCCGAGACCAAGUCUACGCUCAUGUUUGGACAGAGAGCGAAGACCAUCAAGAACACGGUGUCCGUGAACCUGGAGCUGACGGCCGAGGAGUGGAAGAAGAAAUACGAGAAGGAGAAGGAGAAGAACAAGAGCCUGAAGAGCAUCGUCCAGAGGCUGGAGGCCGAGCUCAACCGCUGGAGGAACGGGGAGAACGUUCCCGAGGAGGAGCAGCAGAGCUCUAAAGAUCAGAAGAGCAGCGAGCCGUACGACAACACUCCCAUCAUCGACAACCUGCUGCCGGCUGUAGGAGGUGUCUCCGUCUCCAGCGACGAGAGGGGGAAGUACGAGGAGGACGUCAGGAACCUGUACAAACAACUAGAUGACAAGGACGAUGAAAUUAACCAGCACAGUCAGCUGGCUGAGAAACUCAAGGAGCAGAUGAUGGAUCAAGAGGAGCUGCUGGCAUCGACCAGACGUGACUACGAGAAGAUCCAGGAGGAGUUGUGCCGACUGCAGACGGAGAACGAGCUGGCCAAGGAGGAGGUGAAGGAGGUGCUUCAGGCCCUGGAGGAGCUGGCUGUCAACUACGACCAGAAGAGCCAAGAGGUGGAGGAGCGAGACCGAGCCAACGUACAGCUGACAGAGGAGCUGCAGCACAAGACGGCGCUGCUGUCGGUGCUUCAGAGGGAGCUGAGUCAGCUGCAGGAGCUCAACGGCCUGCAGAGGAAGCGAGCCGCUGAGGUCCUCAACCUGCUGCUGAGAGACCUCAGCGACAUCGGAGCCAUCAUCGGCACCAGUGAUGUCAAGACUGCUGCGUCCUCAGAGAUGAAGGGGAACGGCUCGGCGGUGGAGGAGGAGUUCACCGUCGCUCGCCUCUACAUCAGCAAGAUGAAGUCUGAGGUCAAAUCUCUGGUCAACCGUAGCAAGCAGCUGGAGAGCACUCAGGCCGACGCCCACCGCAAGAUCCAGGCCAAUGAGAAGGAGCUGGCAUCCUGUCAGCUGCUCGUCUCCCAGCAUCAGGCCAAGAUCAAGUCUCUGACCGACUACAUGCAGAACAUGGAGCAGAAGAAGAGGCAGCUGGAGGAGAGUCAGGACGCUCUGACCGAAGAGCUCGCCAAACUGCACGCUCAAGAGAAAAUGCACGAGGAAAAGGAGAAGGAGGACAUUGGCAGAGCGGACGGAGACGAUGACAUCAAGAAAACGCUGGAGGAGCAGCUGGAGAACCACAGGGAGGCUCAUCAGAGGCAGCUCAGCCGCCUGCGGGAUGAGAUCGAAGACAAACAGAGGAUGCUGGAUGAGCUCAGAGAUCUAAACCAGGGUCUGUUACUGGAGCAGGAGCAACUCAUGUCCGACUAUGACAAGCUGAAGGCCGAGGAGCAGGAGAAGGAUGCAAAGCUGCAGAAGCUCAUACUGCUGAAUGAACAAAGGGAUCAGGCUCGAGAGGACCUGAAGGGUCUGGAGGAGACUGUGGCCAAAGAGCUGCAAACUCUGCACAACCUGCGCAAACUCUUCAUUCAGGACCUCACUGCGCGGGUUAAGAAGAGUGCAGAGCUUGACUGUGAGGAGGGACUCAGCAACAUUGCACAGAAACAGAAGAUCUCAUUUUUGGAGAACAACUUGGAGCAGCUCACUAAGGUCCACAAACAGCUGGUCCGAGACAACGCAGACCUUCGCUGUGAGCUGCCCAAGCUGGAGAAGCGCCUGCGAGCCACAGCUGAGCGAGUCAAAGCGCUGGAGAACGCCUUAAAGGAGGCCAAGGAGAACGCCAUGAGGGACCGCAAGCGCUACCAGCAGGAGGUGGACCGCAUCAAAGAGGCCGUGCGGGCCAAGAACAUGGCCAGGAGGGGCUACUCUGCACAGAUCGCUAAGCCCAUCCGGCCAGGACAUCAUCCACUGCCCUCCCCCAUCUGCAGCUCCAUCAGAGCCGGAGGUGUCGACAUUCAUAAUGACUGAAACUACAACAGCAAGUAAUAUGACCAUAAACAACUCGACGCAUGCCCACCACCCCACCUGGAACCACAAGCACCGCCCCUCCUGUUGGAACACCAAUGGGAGACCUUCACAACAGACUGUCAUCGCUCAGAGAAGCACCAUCCAAACAUGCAUCGUGUAAAUACUGAUAUGAGACGUAAAUUUGCUGAAUGUAGAUCUCAGAGGCCUCAUUUAUAACAUGUUGUCUAAGUUUAGUUUUCUGAAUCUCCUGAUGGUAGCGGUAAGGUCGUUAUUAUGCAACAGAUUAAAGCUCAACAUUUAUGAGUGAGGCCCUGAGUCCGCUUCUGUGUUAGAAAUUAUGAAGUUCAAACUUUUAGGUUUGUGCAGCUUUACAGGAAAAGGCAAACACGUCGGUUUUUAGUUAAGUCUUAGACCAGCGUUCAUUCAUCAGUGGGGACAGUUUGACAGGAAACAACUUGCUUUUUUUCUUUUCUUGGGAGUCGUGAUGAGAGAAGUAACACCACUCAAGUGUGUUCGAUCACUAUGAAGCUACAGCCAGCAGCCCGUUAGCUUAGCUUAGCAAAUAGGUCUUUCUUUCCAGUUUGCAUCGCACUCCUCAUAGUUUAACAACCGCUUGGAGAGCAACUGGCAAGUGUUUGCAGACAAGUUGUUGUCUUCCAUGCAAACCGCGGCAGUCUACUAGCGACCAAAGCAAUUGCAGAGGUCUUUGGUCCAGCACCGUGUACCUCUUUGCGGCUAAUUUCACUUAGCGAUUGCGAGCGACCACUCGCCACCAGGUCAGGGAAUGCACAUUUUUCUCAGAUGUUUGCCAUCCGAUCGGCCUGUGUGACUCACUCUCCAGUGUCACAUGUCCAAAAUGUCACAAGGUUAGCGGUCACCUGAAGACAGCAAUUUAACAUGGAUACAUCCCUCUCCUGCUCUGCAGUCUAAAUAGCAACCAUUGAGGUUGAUAAGUGCUCUGGCUCUUCACAGAGAAUUUAACACGCAUAGGCAGCAAAGUAUGCCCCAACUCAUGUAACAUCAAUGCCUGAAGCCAAUUUCCACCGUUAGCUGGGUAACACUGACUGAGAGUGUCAUGCUACCUGCACGUUUUGGAAACAUUUACAACUUGUCAAGCCUCCGACCACAUGUAAUAGAGCUCAGCAGCGAGGUUCCUGAAUUAAAAAUCUCUUCCAAGUUCUCCAUAGGGAUUUUGAUUAUGAGCCAUAAAGUUGUAGUAGACUCCCUACAACAUUGUGAAAUUAUGGUAGGUGCUCACACAUCUGUGUGACAUCAACAAUGUUGUAACAAGUAUGCAUUUUAUUUGUGAUGUCGUGGAAAAGAACUACUCUUCCCACAAUCCUAGACUGAAACAGCAACAUCUCUGACUGGUGGAGGUCACUGUUACCUUGGAAAUGUUUAAACCUACAAACGUCAGAAUGCCCGAGCAGCGCUGUAACAUAUCAAUAACCGGUUAUACUUUACUACAAAUACACACACAAAACACAAACUACAGUAUUUAUUCAAAACUAUUGUUAUACAACACUAAAUUCAAGAAGGUUGGUAAUCGUUCGCUGGGAUUUGCAGUGCUUUAGAGGCUGAGCAGUUCCUUCACUGUUAAAAGUAAUUAUGUACAGAAAGUGGGUCAUCUACUAAUUGAAAGGUAGGUGGUUUGAUCUUCAGCUCCUCUAGUCUGCAUGCAUUAGUACCCUUGGGGAAAGAUACUGAACCCUGAGCUACCCUCGAUGCAUUCAUCACAGUGUGAGUGAAUUUUAGUUUGAAAACACUUAGGCAUAGUGAAUGAUUGUGGUCAGAAAGCACUUUGAGUGCUCAAAUAGAGUAGAAGAGUGCUAUUUAAGUAUCAGCACAGUAUUUUCACCUUUUUUAAAUUUCCCCGUAUUUAUUUUUAUCCAAAUCAAAUUUUUUUUAUGGUCUGAUUGGUUUGGUUCAAGAAUUUUCUGAAACAUUACUUGAAAAAAUGAAUGGGAACUUCUGAAACCAGAGAGCUUAAAAGAAAAAGAAAAAAAGGGCAGUUUUUCCAUUAAACCUAAGCUAACUAACUGCAGGAUGUAGCUUCAUGUUGACUCUUCCAGAGGUGAGUUGUAUCAAAGCAGGGCCGUUAAGUUUCUAACUUCAACAUUGAAGGUUAUAGCUGGAGCUGGGCUGGAAAUGAAGUUCAGUCAGAAACACUUGCAGCAGAAACAUGCUUCCACACAGUGUAUUUGAUUGCAUUUUUAUCUUGUACUUGUCUUCCAGGUAUUAUCAUUCUUGUGUGUUUACUUUUGUUUGGUUAUUACAGGUGACAAUCAAUAAAAGGUCUUUGAUUUGAUUUUAGAAAAUGUCCUCUGGGCUAAAUGCAUCUUUUGUUGUUUUACUGAAGAGGGAGCUUGUCUAAUUAAACUGUGCUACUGUAGCUUUUCAGGGACACUGACCAGCCAAUCAGUUGCUCCUAGCGCUACAAGCAUAGUUUAGAUCUCUAAUUCCCCCCAAACUAUUUCAGUGUCUGGAGUUUUCAGUGCCUGCACUCUUUCUGUAAAGUUCAUGAUCAUCCAGUCAGAGUCUUUAAAACCAGUCAAAGACAGAAGAAAGCAUUUUCCCUUCAGGCUAAAGUGAACAAAUUUGUCAGUCAAUUGGCGGAACGUUUUUCCCUUCGGCCACACUUUGUGCCUUUAGAAACAGUCAAAUCAUCAAA
This is a messenger RNA of Archocentrus centrarchus (flier cichlid), 6005 nucleotides long. RefSeq names its product kinesin heavy chain-like. Gene Ontology annotation, biological process: microtubule-based movement. The transcript has 26 exons. The record is from RefSeq and is a predicted model, not a curated record. The coding region runs from base 473 to 3334 and encodes 953 amino acids. NCBI's taxonomy places the organism in Eukaryota, Metazoa, Chordata, Actinopteri, Cichliformes, Cichlidae. Gene Ontology annotation, molecular function: ATP binding; microtubule motor activity; microtubule binding.